Molecule: messenger RNA, 4506 nt
Organism: Xyrauchen texanus (razorback sucker)
Lineage: Eukaryota; Metazoa; Chordata; Actinopteri; Cypriniformes; Catostomidae
Product: cell division cycle-associated protein 2-like
Exons: 13
Coding region: 205-2658 (817 amino acids)
Biological process (GO): regulation of chromosome segregation; regulation of mitotic nuclear division
Cellular component (GO): nucleus; chromosome
Source: RefSeq, a predicted model, not a curated record
GUAGUGCAGCUCUCAACUGUCCAGAAAAUACGAUUAAAUUAAAUUUUCUCUCAAAUAUAUGCAUACAUUAUUAGUUGAAAGUGACCUUAAAAUAUAAGUUGUUCAUAUAGUGCUUAAUCCAGGUGAUUUCGCAUUCCUCCUGAAGCGAAGGAUAUCAGUGUCGUUGUAACGUGCGUUCUCAUAGCUGAUGUGCUGGACUCAAGCAUGGAGGUUGCUGAAGCCAUUGAUAGCAGACCACCAUUAGCAGCUCUGUCUCCCUGCCAGCAGAACACUGAUGCUGGAGAUGAGGAUUUCUCCAAACUCACUUCUUCACAGUUUGGCAUAUCAUCAGACAGUUUCCUACCUUCCUCCAAGAUUAUAGAUAAGUCCAGAUUGGCUCAAUUAAAGGCAAGAAGGAGAUCAUCGAUUGGGGUCCGGGGAUCGCCAGAAACAAACUCUCUCAUCUGUUUCAGAGCCAAACAAGCAGCAAAAACUCCCCCACGAACACCACAGCUUUUGCAGGGAAGUCCAUUUCUUUCACGCUGUGACUCUCUGAAAAAGAAGUUGGCUGUUUUCCAGUGUCUGAUGGAGGAAGAGGAGGAAGGGAAAGGUGAAUCAAGGAAGAACGAGGAGAAUGAGAGUGUGGAAAGCACUUUGGCUAAAGAAUCUCAAAAUGGAAAGGAGCACAUGCUCACCAUGCAAAGCUCACCCUCUUCAAUAACACCUCCACCCUCCAAGAAACGCUGUAGGGUCCCACAAGUGGGAUGUGAGGACAAGAUUACUGCCUCGUCACUCCAGUACCCCACCCUCACAAUGCAACCGGAGCAAUGGGUGAGAUGCUCUGAGUCUAUAAGUCUGGUUUCAGAUUCAAAGAAUGAGCUUCUUUCUUUACCCAUGUUGUCAAAUGCGGAAAUUAAGGCAACAGAUGAAAAUAUGGUGGUCUCAAUAUGUAAGAAGAAGCGUGUUCGUUUUGGUGCACCACUCUCCCCAGAGUUCUUUGACAAAACCCUCCCUCCCAGCACCCCUUUGCAGAAAGGAGGCACCCCAAUGUGUCCACCGUCAUCUACAGGAACAAAACGUUCUCUGCUGAAGACCCCUCAAAGAUGCGAGCCCCCUCUCCCCCAACCUGACUUCAACAGUCCCCAGAACAAUGGAGCCUCCCCUGUCCUGGUUAUUGAUAGAUGUAGCACCGGACUUGUGUACAGUGAUGAUGUGUUUGAAGAGAUUGAAAAGAUCAGCUUUCCCAAUAUGGAUGAAGAGUCUCCCUCAAACAAACCUUCAGAGUGCUGCAAAGAUAUAUUCUGUGAUGAGGACUCAAGGCUUCCCCUGGCUAAAGACGCUGAAGUUAUGAAUGCUGCGUUUCAAGAGGAUGCCGAUGUACCAUCAGAUUCACAGACCGAGGAAAAACUGCCAUCCCAAACAGGCGAUCAGCCACUAGCUCUCUCCACAGCAGAUGCUGAUCUGGAAUCGGUGUCUGUCGCCAGCACUAAACCAACUCGCUCACGCAGUAAGAAAAGAAAGCAACCAGGAGACAGUGAGCCAGAGAAAAGGAGAAGCACUCGUACAGCUGCCACAUCUGCUUCAGGAAAGAUGACGAAAUCCUCAGGGCUUAAAAGGCGAUUUGGCAACAAGGACGUGAAUCGCUCUCUGUAUGGGAAAAGAGACUAUGCCUCUAAAAACCCUUUACUCAGUCCCAUUUUUGAGACUACGUCCACCAGUUUCAACAGCACACCAAUACAGACCCAAUCAGGAAAACUAACAGAUGGCAAGCAAGACUGCAAUCAAAUGGACACUGUUCCCCAUAGCAAGACUGUUCAUACUAUGGUAAGUCUGGAGACUGCUGCUUUAUCUGAAGGUACCCUGGUUAAUGAAAACGAGCAGAACAUGACUUGUUUGGAACACUCAGCCAGCACUAAGGGUCCCACUUGUAGAAGAGAGACUGGUUUAAAGGUGCACAAAUCCAAACGCAACUCUGAGAGGCCUGCACACCAACGGCGUAGAUCAGGUACAAUCAAGAGAAAUGGACUGAGCGAUCCAGCCAUUGACUCCACUACUGAAUCAGAAGUUGAAAUGGGCGAUUACAACGUGGAGAGCCAAGAGUCAACCGUAGCUGCCAGUUUAGACCUUAUGAAUCAAGACAAUCCUGAUGGAACAGCACUUCAUCAAGCUGAGCACUGUGAGAAAGAGGAAGCUAAGAUUUUAGUAAGCUUUGACACUCCAACUAUGGUACCAAAUGCAGACCAUGUAACCACUGAGAGGUCAGAGCAGAAGAUGCCAAGACAUGGAUACGUCCAAAAGACCCUGAAAAGUCCUUGUGUGAAGGUUGAUGUUUUGGUAGCAGAAGUAGACAUGAAUGGUCAGUACGAGAAAGUUGAUCAAACGGAGUCGUCAGAAUGUAAGACUGGACCCAUAGAGCCCGGAUUGGCCCCCUGGCAGCAGAUCGACUUUAACAUUGACGACAUCCUGAAACCUGUGGCGAGGAGUCGAGGUUCAGUGCGACGCAGCCUGAGGAACCGUAGGAGCGUGGACCUCCAGGCUGUGGGUCUGGCUUGGGUGGACCAUACCUCCCCAGAGCUGAGUAAGGCAACUCGACGGAGAACGCGUGGCAGACUCAGUGGAGUAUCAGAACCACUUGUUAUUCAGGCCUCUGAGGAGCCAAUGCCAAAUCUGGGAGAGUAACUGACCUUGGUGAUCUGAAUGUGUCAUACUAAUGGAUAAUCUACACAACAAUGAGAAUUCUGUCAUCAUUUACACAGCCAUAUGUUGUUCCAAACCCAUAUAACUUUCUAGAUGCUAGGCUAAAUUAACUGACAGCCUCAGUCACCGUUUACUUUCAGUUUAUUCUGCCUUAAUAUCUCCUUUUGUGUUCCAUAGAAGAAAGUCGGGUUACGAACAGAAAAUUAUUGAAUAUGAAUUUUUGGGUGAACUGUCCCUUUAAAUUACUUUUAAAAUUAACUUUGUUGUAAAUCUUAUGUAUUGCUUUAAAUUGUUUUUUAUUAUUAUUAUUUUAAUCUUAAAGGGAUAUUUCACCCCAAAACAAAAAUUCUCAUCAUUUACUCACUCUCAUGCCAUCCCAGGUGUGUAUACUUCUGCAAACACACUUUUUUUUUUUUUUUAAAAGAGUGUCUUCGCUGCAUGGUCCAUACAAUGCAUGUGAAUGGUGACCAAAACUUUAAAGCUCCAAAAAUCACAAAGAAUCAAUAAGUAAUCCAAAUUUCAAAAUCGAUAUAAUAUUUGUAGGUGUGCAAGAACAAUAUUUAAGUCCUUUUUUACUCUAAAUCUCAUCUUUGACCUGCCUCAGACAGUGAACUGAAUGUGAAAGUGAAAUUCACUAGAGGUAGACCGAUGUAUCUGUUUUACAGAUUAAUCUGUGCCGAUAGUUGCUUUUUAGAACUAUUGUUGUCUGCAGAAAUCUAUGUCGAUAGUUGCCAAUGGUAUUUUCAGUCUUUUUUAUACUUUGUGUUUUACACCAAAUCUGAAUUUGUUUGGGAGAUUUUGGUUGAACAAUAAACUGCAUCUUAGGUUUUAUUCAUUUAGGACUCCUAGUCUGUGCCCGUUAUAUAAAUUUUUUACAUUCUAUAAAUCGAUUUUAAAAUCUUUCAUCCGAUUAAUCGGUUAUCGGUUCAAAAAAGAACUUGAAUAUUGAUCGGUUUCUCACCCACACCUACAUAUUGCUUCUGAAUAUAUAACUUGAACCACUGGAGUCUUAUGACUACUUUUAUGCUGCCUUUUGGGGCCUUCAAAGUUCUGGUCACCAUUCACUUGCAUUGUGAGGACCAACAGAGCUGAAAUAUUCUUUUAAAAAUCGUUUUGUUCUGCAGAAGAAAAAGUCAUACACAUCUCUGAUGACAUGAGGGCAAGUAAAGGAUGAGAGAAUAAAACAUGUUGGGUGAUCUGUACCUUUAAUGAUUGAAACCAACCUCUUAUUAAGAAGAUUUUGUAAUUGAUUAGCUCUAGAUUAUUUCUGCUCUUUAAAUCUUUGCUAAUGCUGUUGAUGAUAAGGUGAUUUUCCUGUGAUAAUCUCAUUUUGCUAUAUGUAAAUGAAAAUGCUGAUUAGUUUGGACUAAUAUGGUCUUCUACUGUAAAUAUCUGCUUUGCAAUCCAACAGCUCAAUACAAAUACUUGCAUUCAAAAGGUAUAAACUUGUUUCUUAGUCGCCAUGCUUAGUGCACCUGUCUGUGAAAACAUUUAGGCUACAAGUUAUGGAACUGCUUUAAAUAUUAUGGGGGGGGGGUCAUAUUUCACACCAAAAUCAAAAUAAUUUUUUUUUUUUCCCAUUGUGGCAUUAUUUUCAUGCCAUAUUAUUUUUUCACACUCUGAUGUCAAUUUUGUUUUACUGCAAUGCACCUGGAUGUUUUGUCAAUGAAAUAUUCUAAUUACUGUAAUACAAUAAUUCAAGUAUAAUUAGCAUACAUUAAAAGCAGCACAACACAUUCAUAAUCCAGUAAUGAGGAUUGGAUUUGUUCAUAUCACGGGUAAUGAAUUUAUGGAAGAAAGUGCUGAAUUGUCUUGCAAGUAAUGCACAAA